AUGGUGCGAACUGUGAAACCAAAAUCUGCCCAACAUCCAAAUCAGAUCAGACAUCGACCGGGUACGGGCGGUUUGUAUUUUUUAUUUUUUAAAAUGUAGUCGAUUGAUUUAAUCGAAUGUAUUUUUUAGUGUUAAAAGCCUCCACUUCCAAAUAUCAGAUCUUAACCAAGGAAGAAAGAGAUGAACUAAGAAGAUUGGCCGAAUGCCUUCCGAUGGUUAUGAGGGCGAACCAGAAGUCCGAUGAUCCGGCUUCAAUUGUUUUCAAUGCAGCUAGCUAUAUCGACAAAUUGGUGGCUACAAUCACAGCGAAAGUCAAAAGUGGAAGUCUUCCUCCAGGUAUAAACCCUUUGAAGGUUCUGUCAUCCCUUGUUACAGUCACUUAUUCUAUUCCGAAAAUCGGGAUUUUUCUUAUAUAGAGAACAAUCAAGCGAGUUGUACAGCACUGUUUUUAACGCAUUAUGACAGUGAUCUCUCUUCAGAAGCCUUGGAAAACAUCACCCCUAGACCAGCUAUGCCCUUAAGGCCGUUGAAUCAGAAGACGCAGAAAGUGAAGCGACGUCGUCGAUCGUAA
Molecule: messenger RNA, 571 nt
Organism: Bursaphelenchus xylophilus (pine wood nematode)
Lineage: Eukaryota; Metazoa; Nematoda; Chromadorea; Rhabditida; Aphelenchoididae
Source: the annotation of a GenBank genome assembly